Symbiodinium sp. CCMP2592 is the source of this 480-nucleotide messenger RNA. Lineage: Eukaryota; Dinophyceae; Suessiales; Symbiodiniaceae. The record is from the annotation of a GenBank genome assembly.
AUGUCCGUGUUCCCUUUUCUGUCCUAUCUUGAUAUCCAUCUGCCUCCCGACCAGAGCGAGUUAGACCUCUUGGCGCGGCAGGCCUGGGCAGGGCUGCUCUUCAUCUGGCUGCCGUUGCUGGCCUGGCUCCUGCACUACGACCCGAGAGCUCGGCGACCCAGCAAGGGUCGCGUGGGACGCUGCAAGCACGGGUGCAUCUUCCAGCUCGUGCCGAAGACUCGGCACUGCCGUCGAUGUGAGAAGUGUGUGGCCGGCUUUGACCAUCACUGCCUCUGGCUCAACACGGCUUGGCGGCCCAGCGAAACGCCGCGCUUGGCGCAUUGCGAGCACAGCGCGUGGCACGAGCUGAGAGUUGCCUCCGCGGCGUUAGGCUUCCCGGUUAGGCUUUCCUGCGCGGUGAGUUGCAGUGGAUCCGUGGCACUGUGGCAUGUGCCUUUGGGUGGAUUGGUUGGCGGGCGUUUGAACAAAGGGCUCAUGUAA